Molecule: messenger RNA, 1740 nt
Organism: Gracilinanus agilis (Agile Gracile Mouse Opossum)
Lineage: Eukaryota; Metazoa; Chordata; Mammalia; Didelphimorphia; Didelphidae
Gene: MMP25
Product: matrix metallopeptidase 25
Exons: 11
Coding region: 31-1740 (569 amino acids)
Biological process (GO): collagen catabolic process; proteolysis; extracellular matrix organization
Cellular component (GO): extracellular matrix
Molecular function (GO): zinc ion binding; metalloendopeptidase activity
Source: RefSeq, a predicted model, not a curated record
CCUCCCAGGAACCAAGAGUCCUCCAGGGUCAUGUGGCUGCCAGAGUAUCCUGUUCUUAGCCUGCUCCUGCUCCUGCUGCUGCCAGCCCCAGUCCCAGCUCGAGCUCUGGGGCCCUCUGCCCAGGAUGUCAGUCUGAGCGUGGACUGGCUCACUCGCUAUGGCUAUCUGCCCCCGCCCCACCCCGCUCAGGCCCAGCUGCAGAGCCCAGAACAACUCCGGGACGCAAUCAAAAUCAUGCAGAGGUUUGCCGGGUUGAAGGAGACGGGCCUCAUGGAUGAGGAUACCUUGGCUACCAUGAAGAAACCAAGAUGUUCCCUACCUGAUGUUCUGGGAGUAGCUGGGUUAGUAAGAAGGAGGCGGUAUGCCCUUACAGGCAGCUUCUGGAAGAAGAAGCAGCUGUUCUGGAGGGUUCAAUCUUUCCCACAAGGCUCUGCCCUCAGUCAAGACACUGUUCGGAGUUUGAUGUACUAUGCUCUGGCUGCCUGGGGGACUGAGGUGGGGAUGACAUUUAAAGAGGCUGAACCCGGGGUAGGAAUGGAGCCUGAGCUUCUCAUCGACUUUGCUCGGGCCUAUCACAAGGACAGCUACCCCUUUGAUGGGCCUGGGGGCACGCUGGCCCAUGCCUUCUUCCCUGGAGACCACCCCAUCUCUGGGGAUACCCACUUUGAUGAUGAUGAAGUCUGGACCUUUGGAGCAAGCGAUGGCAGUGGGACAGACUUGUUUGCUGUGGCUGUGCAUGAGUUUGGCCAUGCCUUGGGUCUGGCCCACUCCUCAGCCCCUGACUCUAUCAUGCGGCCUUUCUACCAGGGUCCAGCUGGGGACCCUUUGAAAUACCGGCUCCCACAUGAUGACCGAGAAGGGAUCCAGCAGCUUUAUGGAAAGGGUCCAAAUCAUCCAUACCCAAAACCAACUCGGAAACCUCUAGUUCCCCCUCCCCAGUCCCCAGGGCAGCCCCCAGAGAGCCCCUCGGUCCCAGUUCCUGACCGGUGUUCUGGUAACUUUGAUGCUAUUGCCAACAUUCGUGGUGAGGUGUUCUUCUUUAAAGGACCUUGGUUCUGGCGCCUUCAGCCCUCAGGCCAGCUGGUGUCCUCUCGCCCAGCGAAGCUGCACCGAUUCUGGGAAGGACUGCCUGAGAAUGUGGUGACUGUGAAUGCAGCCUAUUCUCGGCCCUCAGAUGGACGAAUCUUGCUUUUCAGUGGAGACCAGUUCUGGGUGUUUCAGGACCGGGAGCUGGAGGCUGGUUCCCCAAAGUUGGUGACUGAAAUGGGGCUUCCCCCUAAGGAAACUGUGGAUGCUGUCUUCUCUUGGCCCCAGAAUGGGAAGACAUACCUGAUCCGAGGCGAACAAUACUGGCGUUAUGAUGAGGCUGUCCAUAGCCCUGACCCUGGCUACCCUAAGAGUCUGAGCCUGUGGGAGGGAGCACCCUCGGCACCUGAUGAUGUGACUAUUGGCAACAGAGGUGACACUUACUUCUUCAAGGGUACCAAGUACUGGCGAUUUGCUCCAGGUAGUGUGGUGGCAGAGCCUGGUUCUCCCUCCCACAUGGGACCAGAUUGGCUGGAUUGCCCUGCUUCUGCCCCAGAUCCUCCAGCACCAAGACCUAAGUCUCCACGAGUCCCAGAGCCUGGCAAUUGUCAGUGUGAGAUCAAUCAGGCAGGGAGCUCAAGCCGGAGACUUCCUGGCUUCCUCUUCUUCUCUUCCCUUCUCUCCCUCCUCCUGGGCACAGUCAUUUGGUCCUAA